AUGCCUUUCACACCUGUUCAAACAUUCUUGGGUGGAUUGUUACUUCAUUUCUCGACCUCGUCGUUACUCGAAGAUACGGGGCGCGUCUUUGGGAUAUCAGGUAUCUUCAAUGGAGUGAUCUUCGGUACUCGCGAAUCCUGGCAAUGGGCCACUAUAGGCGGACUACUUGCCGGUCCACUCAUAGGCCUCGCCACGGGAUUGCAAGCUUAUUACCCAGGAAAUGGACUUGAGACUAUUGCUCAGAUGGGGUCUGGCAGAUUAGCUCUUGCGGGAGCUUUAGUUGGUUUUGGUAGUCGACUCGGAUCAGGCUGCACCAGUGGACACAUGUUGUGUGGGGUUUCAAGACUUUCACCUCGCUCAAUGGUUGCCACGGCUACCUUUUUCACCACGGCUGUUCUCACUGCAAAGUUGCUUCCCCUGCAUACAAGCCCGUCGGUCGUCCCAGCCUAUACCCUUCAAGCGCCACCGACUCCAACGAUGUUUAUCCUUGCAAGCGUGCUCAUUGGAUUCAAAAUUGCUUAUUCAUCACUUCGGCGAUACCUACUCGCGUCUUCAAGUACAACCUUACGUCUGGCUCCCUUUUUCCUCCUUGGGACGGGGUUCUCGCUCGGCCUUUCGAUUUCAGGGAUGACCGAUCCUUCAAAAGUGUCUGGAUUCCUGCAACUGUUCAACCCCAAACACUUUGAUCCUUCCCUUGGCAUGAUCAUGCUUAGUGGUGUUCUGCCCAACGCUAUACACCAUGCACGGAUCAAACACACCGCGAAAGCCAACUUCCCUUGGGAAAGCUGGCACGUUCCAAUGCGAAAGGAUAUAGACUGGAGAUUACUCUGCGGCUCAGCGAUAUUCGGAAUCGGAUGGGGUCUGCAAGGUUUGUGCCCCGGUCCCGCCAUUGUAUCUCUUGGAGAAGUGUUGGUACGAACUGUCAUACCAGGUCAUAACAUACCAAUAGAGGCUUUAACCAAAGUUAUCACAUUUGUAGGUGCGAUGGUGGUAUCGAUGGGCGUCGUCCCCUUGGUAUGA
Molecule: messenger RNA, 1020 nt
Organism: Kwoniella botswanensis
Lineage: Eukaryota; Fungi; Basidiomycota; Tremellomycetes; Tremellales; Cryptococcaceae
Exons: 2
Coding region: 1-1020 (339 amino acids)
Cellular component (GO): plasma membrane
Source: RefSeq, a predicted model, not a curated record